Messenger RNA from Haliotis rubra (blacklip abalone), 2781 nucleotides. RefSeq lists its product as uncharacterized. The coding region runs from base 1 to 1680 and encodes 559 amino acids. Lineage: Eukaryota; Metazoa; Mollusca; Gastropoda; Lepetellida; Haliotidae. The transcript is spliced from 8 exons. The record is from RefSeq and is a predicted model, not a curated record.
AUGGCGGUCCAGGAGAUAGACAGGAAAGACGAGAUGAGCGCCCAGGAAGUCAAGCAGCAGCUGAGUCCAGGCAAGGACAGGAGAGGGUUCUGGCUGGUCAAAGUGGUGGGUCUCCGGUUGAUGCAGAGAGACCGACAAGGUCUGAAGGUCAGGUCCCGCAUGCAGCACGAACCAUUGUGGAUGGACACAGCGGGGAUCAAGAUACAAUGUCUCCUGUAUUUCUGGAAAUGUUCCUUAUUCAUUCCUCAAUUGUCAUUCAGGGAGAUUUCUGAUGUUAAAGAGAAUUGCAAACGCAUAGAAAGGAAACAUCAUUGGAGAGACAGGGAGGAGAACCUGGGGCUGACGACAGACAGGUUCCAGGUGGGAGACAGGGAGGAGAACCUGGGGCUGACGACAGACAGGUUCCAGGUGGGACACAGGGAGGAGAACCUGGGGCUGACGACAGACAGGUUCCAGCUGAGAGACAGGGAGGAGAACCUGGGGCUGACGACAGACAGGUUCCAGACAGGUUCCAGGUGGGAGACAGGGAGAGAGAACCAGGGGCUGACGACAGACAGGUUCCAGGUGGGAGACAGGGAGGAGAACCUGGGGCUGACGACAGACAGGUUCCAGCUGGGAGACAGGGAGGAGAACCAGGGCCUGACGACAGACAGGUUCCAGCUGGGAGACAGGGAGGAGAACCUGGGGCUGACGACAGACAGGUUCCAGCUGGGAGACAGGGAGGAGAACCAGGGGCUGACGACAGACAGGUUCCAGCUGGGAGACAGGGAGGAGAACCUGGGGCUGACGACAGACAGGUUCCAGCUGGGAGACAGGGAGGAGAACCAGGGGCUGACGACAGACAGGUUCAAGCUGGGAGACAGGGAGGAGAACCGGGGCAGACGACAGACAGGUUCCAGCUGGGAGACAGGGAGGGAGAACCAGGGGCUGACGACAGACAGGUUCAAGCUGGGAGACAGGGAGGAGAACCAGGGGCAGACGACAGACAGGUUCCAGCUGGGAGACAGGGAGGAGAACCAGGGGCAGACGACAGACAGGUUCAAGCUGAGAGACAGGGAGGAGAACCAGGGGCUGGCGACAGACAGGUUCAAGCUGGGACACAGGGGGAGAGAGAACCAGGGGCUGACGACAGACAGGUUCCAGCUGGGAGACAGGGAGGAGAACCAGGGGCAGACGACAGACAGGUUACAGCUGGGACAAAACAGAGGUGUAGAUGCCGAGACCAGGCCACCCGAAAGAGCCGAGAGCGUUCAUACAUCUGUUGGAACACAGACAGAAAUUAAUGCCGAAAGAUGCAGAGCGUCUGUGAAUCUGUUAUUGGACCAUUCUGGGAAUGAUGCCCAGACGAUUGAACACAAGGAGCACAUCAUUCAUGAGAUGUCACAAGGUAGUCGCCAGGUGUUCCAGAACAAGACGGCCCAUGGACUGGCUGUUCAUGUGCUGAAACAACAGACAUGGAAGACUGAUAAACUAUGGAGUAGUUGCACUGCAGACAGCAACGUGUCUGAGGCCGGCGUCCACAACGUCCUCAAGGAACUGGAUCACCACAAUAAGAAGAUAGGCCACAUCGUGGAAUAUUUCUCGCUGGAACACAGCAAGCGGUUGGAUAUUAUUCGGCUGAUCCAAAAGAUUCACGAUAAAUGUGACUUCUGUGAGACGAUAUACAGUUCUGUAACCUGACAUUUUAUCAGAGAGACACAAGAGACGCUCAUUUCUGAAAGGUGUUGCCAGGAUGUACCUAUGAUUCAGAUACAAUUUCCCCUGUAUUUCUGCCCUCAGUGAUGGCUGAGGCUGCUGUAGUAGACGUACCCGGGGAUGCUGGGGAGACCGUAGCUCCACCCUUAUCAUCUUCAAAAGAUCUGUUAAUGAUUUUGUCUUCAUUAUUAUUAUUAAGAUGAAUACGAUCAUAACUGAUGUAGACUCGGCAAUUCACAACAUAAAAAGGAUCGCCCAGUUUGGAAUACAAGACUGGAAAUAUGUGUAUUACCUGGAAUAUCCGUUUGAACAUUCCAUCUGCUGCAUUCUAACCAGUAUUAUCCACAUAUCAGAACCUUCUUAGCUAUUAUCAUCGCCUUUAACAUCACCGAAGAAGCUAUUCCGCCACUUGAUGCGGUGGGAUAGCCAAGUGAUAAAAGUAUUCGCUCUCGUCCAGCUGAAGACCCGAGUUCGAUUCCCAACUUGGGUACAAUGUGUGAAGACCAUUCCUGGUGUCCCCCGCCUCUAUAUUACUGGCAUAUCGCUGAUAGCGGCGUAAAACUAAACUCACUCACAACUUCCUUAAAAGAAGAGAAUAAAUUAGUAGUAGCUUGUACUGAGGCAACGGUGCAACUUACAAUCAUGACCCCAGACUGUGCAACUACCAUAGGUGGAAUAGGGCUGUAACCUGGGUAUAACUCAAGAAUGCUGUGAUCUGGUUGACUGUGUUGAAAGUGGUUGUGUAGCUCAGUGUACAUAUCAGUGGUUUGUCUGCUGGUAGGGACCAUGCUGGUGGGGACCAUGCUGGUAGGGGGGUGGGGAUAUAGUUGAUGCCUAUGAUACACUAAUGAUGGGGUGGGGGUGGGGGUUUAUAUCUUGGUAUCUGCACAGGGUAUGUCUUUCGUUUUGCCAGAUUAUAUUGUCUUUGUUAGAAGCCGACCUUAUGAAUAGUCUUUGUUAGUGAGCCUGCGGUAUGGAAAGACAACUUUACAACUGACAUAUAUUUCUGAUGAAAUAUUUUCUAACUAUUACGUUCUAGAUUAGUGUCAUUUUACCGAAAUAGUGAAAAUAAAGUCCUUCAAAUUA